Paramecium primaurelia is the source of this 1173-nucleotide messenger RNA. Lineage: Eukaryota; Ciliophora; Oligohymenophorea; Peniculida; Parameciidae. The record is from the annotation of a GenBank genome assembly.
ACGGAUUGUAUGAGGAAAUUAGUUUCUUUACUAUUGAUUUCUCUCACUUUGGCAAGUCAAAUUCAAGGUCCUUUAUCUAAUCCAAUAAUGAAUGAAUUAGAAUAAACACAUUUGGGGAAAGCUUUCUUGAAAUUACUUAGUCUAAAAUCAAAGGCAUAACAAUUUGAUUUCUCUAAAUUAUAUGCAGCAUUAGAUGACUUAUAAAAUUCAAUCAAAUCAAGAUUAGCAGAUGAAUAACAAGCAUAUUAGUAAGAUGAAGUCUAAUAUUUCACAAACAAGGAAUUUUUUUCAGGUCAAAUUACUCAAUUCCAGAAUGAAGUAAACCAAUUAGCUUACUUUAUUAGAUUGCAUAAUUAGAAAUAGAUGUUACAGAUUUUACUGAAAGCAGAGAUUUAUUAUAAAUUGCCUUGAAUGGAAAAAUAGAUGAUUUGAAAGAAGUUUAAUCUUUAGCUGAUGGAUUAUCAACUAGAAUCAAAAAAGAAGAAGGAAUCUUCAAUGAUUAAUAGAAUCAAUAUACAAAUGCUGUUUAAGCUCUUGAUUAGGCUUUAUAAUUAAUUGGAUAACUUAGAGAUGGUUCAUUUAUUUAGAAUAGAAGUGUUUCAUUCUUAGAAGAAGGUCUAAAAUAACUCUAACAUCAAAGAAUCAUGUAUGGACCUUUGAUUACUGCAUUAACAUAAAUUAUGGCACCAAGUUUCAAUGAUUCUGAAGCAAGUGCAAAAGUUUAAAAGUUAAUUCAAAAUUUAAGAGACACUGUUGUAAAAAAUAAAACAGACUUAGAAAAUUCUUAUCAAUAGGUAAGAGCAAUUGAUGAUCACAAUUUAAGUUAAUAUAAUUAAAGAAUAAACAAUUUAUAAACAAUUGUCAUUCCAACUAUUUAGGCUGAAAUCUAAACUAGAGAUGGUAAUUAUAGUUUAUUAUUUAUAAGCUUAAAUUUAAACUAAGUAAAAUUUACUUAGAGAUGCAUAAACCAAUUUUAAGACAGCAUCAGAUAAUUUAGAUAAUACUAAUAACAGAUGGGUUGAAAGGUAAUAAUAAUAUUUAAUUAUAGAACUAAUGAACAUAAUAAGUUAAUGGAUUAAUUAUUAACUUAAUAAUCCCUAUUUCCCAAGAUUGUAAAUCAAUUAGAGGGAGCAGGAGUUAGAAGAAGAUGAUUUUCUUAAAUUUAUCAAAAAC